Molecule: messenger RNA, 1194 nt
Organism: Rangifer tarandus platyrhynchus (Svalbard reindeer)
Lineage: Eukaryota; Metazoa; Chordata; Mammalia; Artiodactyla; Cervidae
Source: the annotation of a GenBank genome assembly
AUGGAAGACCAGGAGCCGACCUGGCAGAAGGGAGGGCUGGAUGCAUCUGAGGCCCUGUCCUGCCCGGACAGUGAGGCCUCUACCCCAAGCUGCACACUGGGGGCCCUGUACUGGGCCUGUGUCCACAACGACCCUGCCCAGCUGCAAGCCAUGCUGGAAGAUGGGGUCUCCCCAGAGGAAGCCACCCAGGUGGAUGGCAACGGGAGGACAGGCCUCAUGGUCGCCUGCUACCAUGGUUUCCAAAGUGUGGUGGCCCUGCUCAGCCGCUGUCCUUUCCUGGAUGUGAACCAGCAGGACAAAGAAGGGGACACAGCCCUCAUGCUGGCUGCCCAAGCAGGCCAUGUGUCUCUGGUGAGUCACCUGAUCAACUACUAUGCAGGCCUUGACCUGGAGCGCCGGGACCAGCGGGGACUGACCGCACUGAUGAAGGCUGCCAUGCGGGAUCGCUCAGAAUGUGUCGCUGCCCUCCUCAUGGCAGGUGCUGACCUGACAGCCGUGGAUCCUGUCCGGGGCAAGACCGCCCUGGAGUGGGCGUUUCUGACAGACAGCUUCGACACGGUGCAGAGGAUCCGGCAGCUGCUGCGGCGGCCCCAAGUGGAGCAGCUCAGCCGGCAUUAUCAGCCUGAGUGGCCAGCCUUGCCCGGGCUCGUGGCCCAGGCUCAGGCCUCCCCGUCUCUCCUAGAGCGACUGCAGGCCACCUUGACCCUCCCCUUUGCGCAGUCUCCUCAGGAAGGGGGUGUCCUGGACCACCUUGUGACCAUCACCACCAGCCUGGCCAGUCCUUUCCUCACCACCGCCUGCCACACCCUGUGCCCUGACCACCCCCCCGCACUGGGAACCCGAAGGAAGUCUGUCCCGGAGCUGCUGGGCACUGCCCCGCCCCCGCCCCCAGCCCCCCAGCCCCCUCAGGAAGUCCCCGGCCCCCGGGUCUUCACCCCCUACCAGAGCCCUCAGGGUGUGCUGAGCAUGUGCCCCCAGUGGCUCCAGCCCAGGGAUAGUACCAGCCCCAGGCCCCGAGCCCCCAAGAUCCUUCUCUCCAAGGCACCCUCGGCUGGCUUUCGGUGGAAGCCAGAGCCCAGGGCUUCAGGGAACCGCCGGCUGUCCCUUCCUGUCUGGAGAUACCAGGAGCUCAGGAUGGAGAGGAGGAGACAGGAGGAGGCCGGAUUGGCACAGAGCCAGGGGAAGACCGGCUAG